UGAACCGGAAGUACUUUUUAAAUGUAUGGUCUCCUUAAUGCUGACAUAGCCAUAUGAAGCAGUGAUAGAUCCGUGUAAUGUGCUCAGGGUGUAAUCUCUAAUAGAAAAUAUACUAUUUAUUUCUGCGGGCCGGCAAGAGGGACACUGCCACCAUGAGUACCAUGUUUGCAGACACGAUCCUGAUCGUGUUCAUCUCUGUUUGUACAGCUCUGUUAGCCGAAGGAAUUACCUGGGUUUUAGUGUAUCGGACUGAAAAGUACAAGAGGCUAAAGGCUGAGGUGGAAAAACAAAGCAAAAAACUUGAGAAGAAGAAGGAGACCAUCACAGAAUCUGCAGGACGUCAGCAGAAGAAGAAAAUCGAGAGACAGGAAGAGAAACUGAAGAACAACAACAGAGACUUGUCUAUGGUGCGCAUGAAGUCCAUGUUUGCCAUAGGCUUCUGCUUUACAGCUUUGAUGGGCAUGUUCAACUCCAUCUUUGAUGGAAGAGUUGUAGCCAAACUGCCAUUUGUGCCGCUGUCCUACAUCCAAGGACUGUCACACCGCAACCUGCUGGGCGAGGAUUACACUGAUUGCUCCUUUAUCUUCUUAUAUAUCCUCUGCACCAUGUCCAUCAGACAGAACAUUCAGAAGAUGCUCGGUCUCGCACCCUCCAGAGCUGCAACGAAACAGGCUGGAGGAUUCCUGGGACCCCCUCCCCAAGCAGCUAAGUUUUCCUAAUCAGCAGGCGGGUUCGACAGUGCUGUUCCCACACCCGGACUGUGUGCAGUCAUGGAUCCCGCAUCAGAGCACAGACACAACUCUUCCUGCAGCGCCAGAGCAAACGUAUUAUCCUGUUGCAGCUACACUACCUUCUGUUGGAUUGUGUUUUUGUUAUUUAACUUUGACCCUCUCACUUAGAAAUUAGAGAAAAAAAAAGUUGUUCUUAAUUAUGUUGAUUACCAAAGGAUACAAAUGUCUCCCCCGUAUGCAGCACAUGCCAUACAUUGUUUUGGGAUUUUAAUGAUUAACUACCACAAUCUCAUCUGAUCUUUUUGUCAGUAUUAGUGUAUGUAUCUUCAUUUCUUACAUAUUAAUAAAGUUUUAUGAAUACA
Messenger RNA from Scatophagus argus, 1093 nucleotides. RefSeq names its product transmembrane and coiled-coil domains 1 (gene tmco1). Bases 153 to 719 code for a protein of 188 amino acids. Gene Ontology annotation, biological process: endoplasmic reticulum calcium ion homeostasis. The record is from RefSeq and is a predicted model, not a curated record. The transcript is spliced from 7 exons. Gene Ontology annotation, molecular function: calcium channel activity. NCBI's taxonomy places the organism in Eukaryota, Metazoa, Chordata, Actinopteri, Scatophagidae. Gene Ontology annotation, cellular component: cytoplasm; endoplasmic reticulum; endoplasmic reticulum membrane.